Molecule: messenger RNA, 1233 nt
Organism: Gracilinanus agilis (Agile Gracile Mouse Opossum)
Lineage: Eukaryota; Metazoa; Chordata; Mammalia; Didelphimorphia; Didelphidae
Gene: CHI3L2
Product: chitinase 3 like 2
Exons: 10
Coding region: 1-1233 (410 amino acids)
Biological process (GO): carbohydrate metabolic process; chitin catabolic process
Cellular component (GO): extracellular region
Molecular function (GO): chitin binding
Source: RefSeq, a predicted model, not a curated record
AUGGACCAGAAGUUGCUCUGGCGGGGUUUGGUGGCCUUGAUGCUACUUCAAGGUGGCUCUGCCUACAAAUUGGUUUGCUAUUUCACCAACUGGGCUCAGUACAGAGCUGGGCUGGGAUAUUUUAUUCCUGAUACCAUUGAUCCAAACCUGUGUACCCACCUUAUCUACUCCUUUGCGCAAAUCAACAACAAUAAGAUCACUCCUCAGGAGUGGAACGAUGCCACCCUGUAUCACACCUUCAAUGAUCUCAAGAAGAGAAAUCCCAACCUGAAAACUCUCCUGUCCAUUGGAGGUUCUAAAUUUGGUUCCAAAGGGUUCCAUCCCAUGGUGGAUUCUUCAGAAUCAAGAUCAACUUUUGUCAACUCUGUGAUCCCAUUCCUGAGAAAUGCUGGCUUCGAUGGGCUGGAUAUAGACUGGAUCUACCCGGAGUUGAAUGAAAAACCUUUUUUUGCUUCUCUGAUUCACGAGUUAGCUGUUGCCUUUCAGGAAGAGGCCAAAAAAUCUAGAAAAGAGAAGCUUCUCCUGACUGCAGGAGUGGCCGCAGGAAGACAAAAAAUUGAUAACAGUUAUUCGAUCAAGGAACUGGCGAGUGAUGUGGAUUUCAUCAAUCUCCUGACCUUUGACUUCCAUGGAUCCUGGGACAAUCCCCUGGUUACUGGCCACAACAGCCCUUUGAGGAAAGGAAGCCAAGACCAAAGGAACAGCGCUUACUAUAAUGUGGAAUAUGCGGUGAACUAUUGGAAGAAUCAGGGCAUGCCAGGGAAGAAGAUUGUCAUGGGCAUCCCUAUGUAUGGCCGCUCCUUCACCCUCUCUACGCCUGUAUCUAACACAGGUGUGGGGGUCCCUGCCAAGAGUGCUGGAACUCCUGGCCAAUUUACUGCAGAGGAAGGCUUCUUAGCCUAUUAUGAGGUCUGCCAGUUCCUACAAGGUGCCACUAUCACAAAGAUCCCAGAACAGCAAGUUCCCUAUGCAGUGAAGGGCAACCAGUGGGUUGGCUUUGAUAAUGUAGAGAGUGUGGAGACCAAGGUCCAGUUCUUGAAGAACUCAGGAUUGGGAGGGGCCAUGAUUUGGUCCAUUGACCUGGAUGACUUUACUGGUGAAUUCUGCAAAGAGGGCCCAUUUCCACUCCUCCAGGCAAUCAGGAAGAAACUAGGCACUGCCAAUAAAGGUAUUGAAAGUGGGAAGGAACAGCUGCCCAUCAGAAGUAGUUACGUGAAGUGGCAAGAGCUCUGA